AUGACGGACGAAGUCGAGCGGCUCGCGAUCGCGCCCUUUAGGGAGAUUGUAGAAAAAGGCAACACAGCGAUUGAGAAUGCGCCAAAUGCUGACGAGGAAACGUCACCGCUUAUGCUCAAGGCAGCACAAAACCUAGUUAGAGAAGGCGAACGGGCACUGAAGCGGAUCGAGCCGCUCUGCACUAAGAACCUUGAAGAGUAUGGCGUCAACUUUGUUGAUGCGAUCAAGGAGAACGACGAAAUCGCGCAGUUCCGAUCCGAGCUGGAGGACUUGUUGUGGGAUUUCGACGACUAUGUUGAGCCUGACGACUUCGAUCCCGCCAAGUUCGACGAGUUACAAAAGGCUUCUAGGAGAGCUGCGCCCAAGAUCGUGGAUAUCCUCAAACGAAUGAAACUGGUUGCUCCCGCACCGCCGUUACUACCAUCCCCCCCUCCAAGGAGUAGAGCACCGUCAGCAGCCCCUGACCACGUGGACAACCUGCAUUAUGGGCAAUUACCAACAGCAACAAGUAUUAUCGUCAACCCUCCAGUGGACAUAUCGACAGAAAAGCUGAUAGAAGAGACAGAGCUGCAAUUAAGCAGCAUGAUGGGAGCGGUGGCCGGCCCCGACGAAGGUUUGGAGGCAAACUUUCCUCCGCGAUCAGUGAGCGAUCUCGACCGAAGAAGUAACUCGCACCGCUCCGAAGUCUCCGAUGCCACCUCGGAACACCCGCCAAGACCGCCCUCGGCCGACCCGUGGCAGGUCGGAAUGGUCCCGCCUGUUAGUCCCGUAGAGCAUUCGGUCGAGGGAGAUCGAUGGGAACGUCGCCCCCCUGUCCCCAGCGACUCCCCAACUAUUCCUCCAGCGCAACCGGUUAGUCCCCUUGGUAGCAUCGCCGCGCCCCUACGCAUUCGUAGCAGAACCGACGACUCUCUCAACCUAACCCAAAGGGACGUCGAAGACGGCCGAAUGCGAGCGGCUUCGCAAAGCCAAGGGACGAUCAGCGAUGGAUCCCAGUCUCCCAGGAAGAGGAAUCGCUGGACUAACUCUACGCAGGGUUCAACAUACAGAUCCCAUAGCGGCUUCACAUCUGCAAAUCGGUCACCUUCUAACGAGGGGUCUGCUGCAUGGCCAGGACAACUGCGUGAUCCGUCCGCUAGUCGGUCACCGUCGGAUACAUCUUCCGUGCUUGGCCGUACCCCUUCUAUCCCCGAGAACAUUGCUAUUAACACGCAGGGCCCAAAAACUGCCCUGCCGCCUAUCCCCAGCUUCCCACCAAGACAGACUUCUUUGGCUAGGGCUCAGGAAAGAGCUCAGGAGAGGGCUCAAGAAAGAGGAAUUCGUCGUCCCCAUCGCCACCCGUCAACUGAGUCUAUUAACAGCUCGGUUUUCGACAUAGUAGAUUGUAUGAACCCCGGUGUUGCUACGACUAGUGCUAUCGCUUCUUCUACCGCGCAUCGAAACUCGGUCUUAUCAGUGGAACCUCUCAGCCCGGGACAGCAACCACCAGAGUACUCGGGACUCCCGCCUAUUUACCAACGCGCAGCGACGAACGGCAGCAUAUCUUCCGGGAUGGGGACAAUUACUAACCACUCUUCAUCUACCAUCCUAGCCCGUCGUCCCAGCACGCAAGUCCCAGGAACCGUAGAUUCGGGCCUGAUCCCGGUCGACGCGGAAAACCCGAUGCCGGAGGAGCAGCCCAUUCCCGCGCGGGAACCGGACUGCUCGAUAGGCCCGUAUAGCUCCUUCUACAAGCUUAAAGGGUUUUGCAAGGGCGCAGAGGAGGUCAUGGCCGGCCGUCUUGGCUUCAAGAAAAUCAAACGGCCCGUUGGUGGUUUCUCGAUGGCCGUUGUAGCAAAGUGCAACCACUGUCUAUUUGAGAUCGACUUCAAGUCGGUCGAGCAAGACCUGAAUAACGACUCUUCUGGCAGUUUCACUUCCAGUUAUAUCGGGUUUCGACUGCGUAUACUCCAAAAGAGCCAUUUGCAGAUUCGACAUGUCGAGGAGCAGCUGUACGGAUGUUUGUUCUGUAUUCAGGAGGGCAAGACUAUAGAAGAAAGCGAUGCUACGGUCUUCUUCAACCAGACCCAAUUAUUCACUCACUUAGCAAAGCAUCCUCGCCCGCUCCCCGUGAUCCCUGGAUUGACCGUUAUCGAAGGACCUGAAAUCCCGCCAGCAUUCAGGGAUAACUUCGACCUGCACCUACCGCAUCCGCCGACGCUCUCCGUCAUGGCUGGCCUCUCACGGGAGCUUUCCAGAUUACCCUCUGCCAUCGCGACGGAAACGAGGAAGAUACAGAACGGAGUCAUGCGAUCGCCGCCCGGUAGGGACCCGGUUCUUCACUUUGCCAUCGGGGCUAGGAUAGUCGGUAUCGAGUUCCCGGUCAAGUACGAAGGAAAAUGGGGCAUCGGCUGGCAUGACGGCGUCCGCGCCGCGUUCGAAGCCGAUUCCGUCCAGAUCGACGUGCCGCCGAAGGCCGAGAUCAAAAUGCAAGGCACGAGCAACGUGCAAGCCGUGGCGCGAUGGAAGUGGAACCAGAAAAACGACGAUAGGUGGCUGAAAUUCGACAAGGGGGACGUUAUUAAGAAUAUUGGCUGGGCUUACACCGAUCACUGGUGCUGGUCCGGCACGACAUCAAAGGGCUGGGGAAUAUUCCCGCAGUCCCACCUCGACCCGAGCUCGAUCAGGACGGUUCAUCCCGGAGAUAACGCCAGCAUCAACAGCUGGGAGAAGGAGAAGAAACCGCGAUUCCAGCUUUCCCUCCGAAAGAACACGGACCGCAAAUACGGUUCUAUCGGUUCGAUAACUCCCGCUAGCGAGACUCAGCCCGUCCCUAGCAGAGCGGGCGUGUACUAGUGCGAGCCUACCUACCUCCGUCGUCGCUCGAGUCAAUGAAUGAUCAGACUACUACUACUACCACUCCUAUUUACACGACUUCCCGACGCGGGACUUAUUACUUCUUUUCACACACUCUCUCUAUCUACAUACCUAUCUAUCUAUCUAGCAAAAUUUAUGCUAGUUCUUCUCUAGUGCGUACCUAUCUACCCUAAUACAAUAACAUCACACAA
This is a messenger RNA of Daldinia caldariorum, 3047 nucleotides long. RefSeq lists its product as uncharacterized. NCBI's taxonomy places the organism in Eukaryota, Fungi, Ascomycota, Sordariomycetes, Xylariales, Hypoxylaceae. The transcript is spliced from 5 exons. The record is from RefSeq and is a predicted model, not a curated record. Gene Ontology annotation, molecular function: protein binding. Bases 1 to 2835 code for a protein of 944 amino acids.